AUGCUCUCAGGCCUCAAGACCGGUGUCCAGAUCAAGACUCAGCUCGAUAUCCCCCUGUGCAGCAAGCAGGACCCCGAACUCGCUCUCGCGCGCCUCCCACAGCCCAAUAUCAGGAAUGUUCAGCAGCCAGAAACAACAGCUCAUCUUCCAAUGAUAUAUCCGCUUGCUAUUUUGUCUCUUUUGCACACUUUUUAUAUCUCUGUUUGUCUGUCUACUACACGCCGUCAGCAUGGCCUACUAGGGCCAUACUUUUCCCACCAACCAUGGUUCCCUCCCAGGAGCCCAUCUGGGGGACCUCCCCGUGUGUAUUCGCUGUGGACAACCGAUCUGACUCUGCUCUGCCUCGAUCUCGACUCGCAAGUGAUAUAUCCUGCAAACACUUACCCUCCAGACAGCAUAUCCAGGAUACCUGAAAGACAAAAACUACUCCUGAGAAGACCACCUUUCCAUAGUUACUGCUCUUCUGCCUCCCCUGCUGCUGUUUUCUCCAUAUCAAACUCCCUGUACCGAGUAAAUACCACCAACCACCCUCCAGCUAUCACUGAAGCAGGACGAGGAGAGAGAAAAAAAAAACUUCACUUCCCCUCUUCUGCAGAACCUGAGUUCCGUGAAACUAAUCAGGAGGCUGGGAGGACAUCUGAAGAGGAGAAGACCCCCCCUCUUUUGCUACAUUUCUUGCUGCUGGUUUUGUUAUUUACUAACGCAUACUCGACCAUCGUCAAUUUCAACACAGGCACAGGCACGGGCACGGGCACGGGUACAGGAUUCAAGGACCAGCCCAGUCCCCAGUACUGCGCCAUCAUGUCUGCUUUCCACCAUCACCUCGACCUGGCCGGGAGGCGCCGCCUGGGUGCCCUCGAUGCCUACGAACGACCCUACUUGUCCGACGAGCCCAAGGAUGCAGAGACUGCAAUCCUACCUCCGCAGUUCACCCAUACGCCUCUGGUGCGCUCAUCUACCCUCUCAUUCUCGGACUCGUCAGUGUCAAGUCUAGGCGGCGGCGACUUGAAGACUGAGGUCCAGCGCAUGCUGAGAGAGACGGCAACGGAGACACAGACGGAGCGGCUACCGCAGCCUGCCCAGGAACACCAGCCACAGGAGCUGCUGCAAUCAGACGGAGAGAACGGCGAUGAUGAGUACAGUGAGGGAACUGAUAUUGCCUCCUUGACUUCUGUUGAUGACCAAUCUACUGGAGGAGUAGAAAUCUGUCAUUUACCUGUCUCUACUGAAGUACAUGUUGAUCGCCCAUUGCUGGCCACUGACUGUCAUGAACAAGUCAAUUGGGUAGGCGACAACGAUGAUGAUGAUGAAGAGGAUGAUGAAGGUGAUGACGAGGAAACUGAGGAAGAAGAAGACGAUGAUGAGGAAGAAGAGGAUGAGGAGGAUGAUGAAGAAGACGAAGAUGUUGAAAUGUUUGAUUCUGACUCUGAUGAUGCCUCUGACGAUGAUAACGACGUCUCUGUCAAUGGUGACGACCAUGUAGAUGACCUAGGUCUCGACGAUGAGUUUUCAUACAUUUCAUUUUCACGCUCUGUGCACUUUGCGCCCACGCUGGAGACUGUGAUCCCCGACAAGACCUACGACUCGGAGAUGGAACCACCCACGGAGCCACUUCCCGAGAUGACUAUCCACGAGAAAAUCCAGAUUGCUCUCGCUGCACAGGCAAGGUCUCUUGACCCGGCAAACUUUAGCAAUGACGAGCACGACGAGCCAGACGAGCACUCCAGGGACCAUCUCGACCUCGACAAGCAGCUCCUGACCGCCUACAUCAACGGUCUACGCACCAUCUCAGCUCAUGUCUGCAGGAUCGUCAUACGUUCGCGCACUCUCCCCCGCGACCCCAGGGCAAGUGACGGCGUCGAGCCUGACACCAGGACAUACGUCAACGAGUACCUUGACAGGAUCUCGCUGCUGUUGCAGAAUUUCUUUCCCAACUUGGUCGACGAGGACAAGUUCGACGACAUACUCGAGUCCACGACCAUGGCUGUCUCGUUUGACGACGAGGAGAAUGUGACCUACCGUCCUGGCUUCACCGAUGCCCGCAAGAUGAUCCAGUCUGCACUGGAAGAGACGCUCGACGUGGACGACAUGUACAUGGCCGACGAGGUCACCAAGUGGCUGGCCAGCGAACUGAUCGAGCCCCUUGGUCUGCGAGCCGUGAGGCUCGAGAGGAACUGA
Trichophyton benhamiae CBS 112371 is the source of this 2178-nucleotide messenger RNA. RefSeq lists its product as uncharacterized. The transcript is spliced from 5 exons. The record is from RefSeq and is a predicted model, not a curated record. Lineage: Eukaryota; Fungi; Ascomycota; Eurotiomycetes; Onygenales; Arthrodermataceae. The coding region runs from base 1 to 2178 and encodes 725 amino acids.